This is a messenger RNA of Tilletiaria anomala UBC 951, 1800 nucleotides long. Its product is annotated as putative t-complex-type molecular chaperone, epsilon subunit. Lineage: Eukaryota; Fungi; Basidiomycota; Exobasidiomycetes; Georgefischeriales; Tilletiariaceae. The transcript is spliced from 4 exons. Gene Ontology annotation, biological process: protein folding. The record is from RefSeq and is a predicted model, not a curated record. Gene Ontology annotation, cellular component: chaperonin-containing T-complex. Gene Ontology annotation, molecular function: ATP-dependent protein folding chaperone; ATP binding; ATP hydrolysis activity. Bases 79 to 1707 code for a protein of 542 amino acids.
CUUCUUUGUCGCACCGUACAUUGAGUGCCUAGUCAACUGCCAACCUCAGUGGGAGCAGAGAGAAGACAGCAACUUACAAUGGCUGAACCUCAAGUAGCCUAUGCGCAGGACGAGUACGGCCGCCCGUUCAUCGUCGUGCGCGAACAGGGAAGGAAGACGCGCGCGCAAGGUGUGCAAGCGAUCAAGAACCACAUCGCAGCAGCAAAGACUGUCGCAGGGAUCCUUAAGACCAGCUUGGGGCCUCGUGGACUGGACAAGAUCCUAAUCAGCCCAGAUGGUGACAUUCAGGUGACAAAUGAUGGCGCGACUAUUAUGAACAGCAUGGAGCUGGAGCACCAGAUCGCGAAACUGCUCGUUCAGCUGAGCAAGAGUCAGGACGAUGAGAUUGGUGAUGGCACUACUGGCGUCGUUGUCCUGGCUGGUGCGCUGUUGGAGCAAGCGGAGAGUCUCAUUGACCGAGGCAUUCACCCCAUCCGGAUAGCUGAUGGGUACGAGAGGGCAUGCACAGUCGCUGUCGAAGCAUUGGAGAGCGUGGCAGACACUGUCGAUUUCUCCAAAGAAAAUGUGGACGAACUCAUGAAGACCGCCAAGACCUGCUUGGGUAGCAAAAUUGUUUCAAAAGCGUCGGACAAGUUCGCACGCAUUGCAGUCGACUCUGUGCUCUCGGUCGCUGACCUUGCACGAAGAGAUGUUGAUUUCGAGCUGAUCAAAGUCGACGGGAAGGUCGGCGGGUCGCUUGAAGACACUUCCUUGGUACAGGGCGUUGUCAUCGACAAGGACAUGUCACAUCCUCAAAUGCCGCGUACCGUCCACGAUGCUCGCAUCGCCAUUCUCACAUGCCCAUUCGAGCCACCACGGCCCAAAACAAAACACAAGCUGGACAUCACCAGCGUAGAGGAGUACCGGAAGCUGGAGGAAUACGAGCGACAGAAGUUCGAGGAGAUGAUCCAGAAGGUCAAGGACUGCGGGGCCAACUUGGUCAUCUGUCAGUGGGGCUUUGACGACGAAGCGAACCAUCUCCUGCUGCAACACGAGCUUCCGGCUGUCAGAUGGGUCGGCGGACCGGAGUUGGAGCUUAUUGCGAUUGCGACAAACGGAAGGAUCGUUCCGCGCUUCGAGGACCUCAGUCCAGAGAAGCUGGGCCGUGCCGGCGUUGUCAGGGAAGUCAGCUUUGGCACGACAAGUGACAAGAUGCUUGUCAUUGAGGAGUGCGCCAACACUCGAGCUGUCACCGUAUUUGUUAGAGGCUCGAACAAGAUGAUCAUCGAUGAGGCCAAGCGCGCGCUGCACGAUGCCAUCUGCGUCGUGCGGAACUUGGUCGUUGACAAUCGCGUCGUGUACGGCGGUGGAGCAGCGGAGAUCUGCGCCUCUGUCGCCGUCGCCAAGGCGGCGGACGAGAUCGCUUCCAUCGAGCAGUAUGCCAUGCGAGCUUUUUCGGCCGCGCUGGACGCCAUCCCGCUCGCGCUGGCGGAGAACAGCGGGUACUCGCCGAUCGAGACACUUGCCGAGGUGCGCGCGAGGCAGGUCAACGAGUCCGACGCCAAGCUCGGCAUCGACUGCAUGGGCGUCGGAGACAACGACAUGAAGCGGUGCAGGGUCUUCGACCCGCUUGUCAGCAAGCGACAGCAGCUCCUGCUCGCGACGCAGCUCGUGCGCGCCGUGCUCAAGAUCGAUGAUGUGAUUGAACAGCACAGCAUCGACGAAUAAGCAAUGCACUUGGCCUGUACGCACAUGUAUAGCGCAGGGGAAUCCGUAACAUAAUUUCCAUGCACGCGCACAGAGUUUAAACAUGAUUAAAAC